Rhopalosiphum maidis (corn leaf aphid) is the source of this 564-nucleotide messenger RNA. RefSeq names its product ATP synthase subunit g, mitochondrial-like. Gene Ontology annotation, molecular function: proton transmembrane transporter activity. Bases 126 to 428 code for a protein of 100 amino acids. Gene Ontology annotation, biological process: proton motive force-driven ATP synthesis. The record is from RefSeq and is a predicted model, not a curated record. NCBI's taxonomy places the organism in Eukaryota, Metazoa, Arthropoda, Insecta, Hemiptera, Aphididae. The transcript has 3 exons.
UUCAUACUUCAUAGUUCAUACAUAUUACUCUUUAGGAUUCCAGACCUCGUUAAUAUUUUACAUUUUCAUUUUCUGUUUUACAGUAAUAUAAAACUAUUUUGUAAAUUAAAAAAAAAAUCAACAAAAUGAGCGGGGCAGUCAAGAAAGUCAGUUUAAUUAGCUCAAUUAUUGCCACAGCCAAGCCCAACUUACAAACUUUUGUGAAGUAUGCUAAAGUGGAAUUAACUCCACCCAAAUUGUCUGACUUACCGGAGAUAAAAAACGAGAUUUCCAAAAUGAUACAAACAGCUCGAACUGGACGUUGGAAGAAUAUUACUGUCAAGGACGCUACCCUCAAAUCACUCAUUGCUCUUGAAGUAUAUAUGUGGUUUUACGUCGGUGAAUGUAUAGGAAAGAGACACUUAAUUGGAUAUGACAUCAAGUUAUAAAUGUAUUCCUGUAAUUUAAAGUACAUAAUGCUUCUCCAGAUUAAAUACAAUUAUUUUGUAUCUAGAAAUUAUAUUAUUUUGUAGGUAUACAACAAUUUUUAUUAUUCAAAUACACAUGUAAACAUUUCUUCAGUUA